AGUGCAUUCCGUGCAUUUGCGUACAUCGCCCGUUCCGGAUGCGUCCGGCGUCGCGUGCGGGUUGCUGCCGCACUCAAACGGAGUAGAGGGUUCGCACUUCUCGCUGUUGCCGAGGAAGCACCAUGGACUGUCCACAGCCAGUGCUGCUGACCAAGGAGUCAGGCAAUGAGGCAAGACCUGCCUCUGUGGAACGUCCCAUCACUGUUAUGCGCAAGGACGAGACAGUGGUUUUACCUUCCAUAGAGCCUGCUGCUGAGCCACGUCCGGCAUCAAGAAAGCAGCUGAAAGAGCAUGGACUGCUCCCUCAGACAAUGUCCCGGCCGUGUCCACUUCUCAACGAGAACCUGCAGAUGGUGGACACUGCCAUCUCGUGGCUGGGGGAGGGAACUGAGUAUCUAGUCGUCGGCGUCGUGGGGCGCCAGGGAGUCGGUAAAUCGACGGUCAUGUCCAUGCUGGGCGGAGAAGCUCCAUUUUGCCCGCUCAAGAAGUACCUGUUCCCGCCGGAGACGGUGCAGCAGGUGCUCAACAGCGAGCACCGCACCAACGGGGUGGAGAUGCUGGUGACGCCGCAGCGGGUGGUGCUGCUGGACACGCAGCCGAUCCUCUCGCCGUCGAUCGUCGACCUGCUGGCGCAGGGCGACCGCAAGCUGCCUGGAGACAGUGGGUCGCUGGAAACGCAGAUGGAGCUGCUGGCGCUGCAGCAGCUGGCCUUCCUCUACACCGUCUGCCACGUGGUACUGGUGGUGCAGGACUGGUGGGUGGACGGCGACCUCGUCAGACUGCUGCAGACUGCGGAGAUGCUGAAGCCGGCCUCGUCGACGGCCCUGUCGGACGCGACACCCACCGAACACUACCCGCAGCUGGUGUUCGUCCACAACCGCUGCACGCUGGCACACUUCCAGCCAGACAGCAUCAGCCAGAUGCAGGAGUUCUACCGGUCGGCGUUCGGCUCGUGCGGCCUGUCCGUGAGCGGCGGCGUCGGCGUCGGCACCGGCCAUGUGGUCAGCCAGGCGCAGCCGGAGGUCACGGGCAAGCCGGCCAACCUGCUGCUGCUGCCGCAGUUCCUGCCGGCCGAGGACGGCGUGACUGAAGAGGAGUACGAGUGUCCGCUGCGGACGGCGCCGACCGGCUUCUGGAGUCUGGCGGAGCUGGUGGCGGCGCUACGAGCCGAGGUGUGCCGACUGCCGCAGCUGCCGCUCACACACCAGCCGCUCUCCGAGAAACACUGGUACGGCACCAGCGCUGAAGGCGCCCGGUACCCGUCGCUGCCUGGCUGUCUUCAGCUGAAGGCGUCCGGCAUCGCUGAAGGCACCCGGUACCCGUCGCUGCCCGGCUGUCUUCAGCUGAAGGCGCCCGACAUCGGUCGCUACUUGGCUGCUGUCUUCAGCUGA
Molecule: messenger RNA, 1391 nt
Organism: Pollicipes pollicipes
Lineage: Eukaryota; Metazoa; Arthropoda; Thecostraca; Pollicipedomorpha; Pollicipedidae
Product: protein SMG9
Exons: 10
Coding region: 123-1391 (422 amino acids)
Biological process (GO): nuclear-transcribed mRNA catabolic process, nonsense-mediated decay
Source: RefSeq, a predicted model, not a curated record